AUGGAUACAACUGAUUCAUUAUCAAAACAACAACAACGUAGUACUUUAAGUCAAGAAAAAAUUUUAAAUGAUAUUAUAUCAUAUCUUGAAUCAUCUCUUCCAUUAAAAUAUUCUAUAAAAUGUCAAUAUAUAGCUGCACAACAAAUUCGACAAGCAGGACAAACGCGUACUAGUUUAAAAUAUCUUAAUAGUCUUUCAGUAAUGCCACGUUUAUCUGAUCAACCAAAUAAAGUAAUUCACGAUGAAAUUUUAUUUUAUUUAUUAACUUAUAGCGACGAUGCACAUCUGUUAGAUUAUUAUAUUCGUCAUGAAUUGUAUACUCAAGCUUUUGAAAAUAAAUGUUCAUUAACAGUAUUUCGUGAUCAUAUAUAUAUGCCAUUAUUAAAACGUAAUCAUAUCAAACAUCUAUUUAGUUAUAUAUUAUCACAUAACAAUCUUAAUUCAUUUACACAUCAUUUAAAAUUUAUUUGUACAUAUUUAAAUGAACAAGAAAUGUAUCAUUCCUUACAACAAUUACAAUUAUUUAUGAAUGAUUUUAUAAAUGCAGCAAUUACAUCAGUUAAAUUAUUUACUUUAAAUCGAACAACAUAUAUAGAUUUAUUUGAAAAACGUUUAAAUUAUUUACAAAAUGCUUUAGAAUGUUUUCAACAAGGAAAAGUUGAUACAGAACAAUCGAUGAUAAAAAUUCAAAGUACUACAAAUAAAAUUGAUCUUCAAUUAGAAAUUACUCGUUAUAUUUACACCCAAUUAAAACGACUUAAUACGAAUGGUUCAAAUAUAUUAAUUAAUUGUCCAACAGUAUUUGAUGGAAAAGAAUCCAUAUUUAAACUUAUCUCAGGUUUAAUAACAAUAUCUGAUACAAUAACAAAUGCAUUUAAUUUAAUUAAUAAAAUAACCAAGGAAAUGAAUUUUUCACCAACGGAAGUAUUUGUUCCAUGUGCUGAACAGAUUGGUAAACGUCGUGAUUAUCGUUCUCUUCAACAAUUACUUCAAUUAGUACGUGAAAAUGGUUAUACAGAUAAUAAAUUAUAUGAUGAUAUUAUUGAAAGUUGUGUACGACACUCGGGUUCUGAUGUUGAACAAAGUCGAGAACAAGAUACAUUAAUUCAAAUGAUUAAGAAUGAUGAUACUCGUAUAAAUGUUUAUAUUGCUGUUGGUAAAUUACGUGCUGCUUAUUUAAUAGCUAUUCGUCUUGGAAAAGAAGAUAAAGUUCGUUUGAUUCGGGAUGAUGCACAAAAAAGUGGUCAAACAGCUGUUUAUGAUAUAUAAUCCAUCAGUUCUGAUCAUAUUGAUUUGUUAAAAGACAAAGUAAAACAAGAAAUUGAUGAUAAUAAAAAUCAAAUUCAUCAAUUAUACUUAACCAAAACUCAAGAUAUAAAUAAAAUUAAUACUCAAACUUCAAAACUUGUUGAACAAUGUGAACAAUUAGAAAUUAAACGAGAAGAUCUAAUUAAACAAAUUGAAGAUUAUUCAAAAUUAGAAAAUCAUGCACGUCAUGUUAAUUCUAAUUAUCAUCAAGUUCAUCGUUUAAAUCAAUUUAUUAAUGGUAUUAAACAAUUAAUUCAGUUACACAAUCAUAUUCAUGAAUGUCGACAAUUAUGUAAAAAAGGUGCUUUAAAUGAAGCAAAAAAUUUAUACGAAACUAUAGAAAAUCUAAUUAAUAAUGAAUAUUUAUUUCCACAUAGUAAUGAUAAAUUUUAUCAACAACAUUAUCCACUAUAUGAAACAUUUCAAAAAUAUGUUAGACAACUACGUACAGAUAUUUGUCAAACACAUCAUACUUUAUGGAAUGAUGGUGUUGAUCGAACCACUAAAAAUCAAUUGAAAUUAAAUUUAAAUUAUCUUGAUCAACUUUUUCAAUGUAUAUUUCAUGAAGAAAAAGGAGAAAGAUUAUUAAUGGAAAAAAAUAUUCAAACAUUUGCAUCGUAUUGUUUUCAAGGAUUUAUUCAUAUAUUAAUUGAGAAAAAAAUGAAAUUAGUUAUUGAUGUUGAAACAACUAUGGUUUUAAUACGGAUGGAAAACAAUGAAGAAAUAGAAAGAAAUGAUAUCGAAGAAUUCGAUGAAACAUUAAAUUAUUUAAAGAAAUUUUUCGAUGUAUUGAAUAUACAUUUGUUAUCAAGAGUGAUGAAAAUUCAAACAUCGAAAGAAAAAUCGGUUGAAUCAGUUUCAAUCAUGAACAUUUACUCUUCAACUAUCGCCAAUGAUUUUAUUGAGCUUAUUCGUGAACGUCUAUUAAAUAUUAUUCCAAAUGAUUUUCAAUACAUCGAAAUAUUUCGUUCAUUAUUACAAACUGUCACGGAUUUCGAAAAAUAUUUAAUCGAAAUAAAGUUUUUUUCUGCUAAUAAAAUCUCAAGUGUCAUUUCUUCUGUUGUUGGAAACAUCGAUGAAUCAAUAAUAAAAAGUCGUUGUCGUACAUAUUUAUUUCAAAGUCGACAAUUACUUCAAUCAAAUGCAAUUAUUACAACUUCAUUGAAAACAAUUGAAAUUGGUGAUGAUGAACAAUUAUUUAAACAAAAUGAACAAGAUAAAGAAAAAUAUAAAAAUGAAACUUCAUCAAAUAUUUUAUCAUCAACUAUUAGUUUAGAUGAAUUAGAUGCUAAUAUGUUUCGAUUUCCACGUACAACUAUUGUGGAACAUGUUUAUGAAUAUAUGGAAUUUAUUCGAACUGUUUUACAAGAAGCCGAUCAAUUAGAAAAUUAUGGUGCACAUCUUUGUGCAACAGCAAGAAAUAUGAUGGAAUUGUUUCAUGUAAUAUACGCAAAUUUACAUGAAAGAAAAGCACAAGAAUUUCCUUAUUUGACCGCUUUACAUUUUAAUACGUAUAUGUAUGUUGCACAUGUAUGUCUUAUUCUUGGUGAAGAAUAUUAUCAUUUAAAAACUAAAACAGGUGAUGGUCAACCAAUAACAUUUGUUGAUUAUGUUCCUAUAUUUCGUAAUCAAGCAGCUAAUUUACUUAAAUCUCAAUUAGAUAUUCAAAGAGAUAUAUUAACAUCUUUUAUUAAAGAAAUCGGAGCAUUUCAUAAUAUUGUUGACGAAGACGACAAUCAAGAUAUAUUAAAACGAGCUAUCAAUCAAUGCAUAAUGCAUAUGGAAAAUCUUUCACAUAAUUGGCGUAAUGUAUUUUCACCUCAAGUUUAUUUUAAAGUUAUUGGAUAUCUAUGUGAUCAUGUUAGUCAUAUUCUUAUCAAAGAAACUUUAUCACUUGAAGAUAUUCCUGAAAAAGAAUGUCAAAUAAUGGUAGAUGUUUUUACACAAUGGUCAACAUUUUUACAAAAUAUACUCGUUAAAGAUGAUCUUAGUCCUGGUUUAAAUAUUCUUGCUCGUUUAGCACCAAACUUAACAAGAUUUAAUGAAUUAUGUCUUGUUCUAAAUAGCUCUUUACAAAAUAUUGUUGAUCGAUGGUUUAAUGGACAAGGACCACUUGCUAGUCAAUUUACAGCUUUAGAAAUUAAACAGCUUAUUCGAGCUCUUUUUCAAACAUCUGAAAGACGAACGGCGGCUCUUGCUAAAAUUCAAUAA
Molecule: messenger RNA, 3519 nt
Organism: Rotaria sp. Silwood1
Lineage: Eukaryota; Metazoa; Rotifera; Eurotatoria; Philodinida; Philodinidae
Source: the annotation of a GenBank genome assembly